Tribolium castaneum (red flour beetle) is the source of this 2302-nucleotide messenger RNA. RefSeq names its product leukocyte surface antigen CD53. The transcript is spliced from 4 exons. NCBI's taxonomy places the organism in Eukaryota, Metazoa, Arthropoda, Insecta, Coleoptera, Tenebrionidae. The coding region runs from base 96 to 797 and encodes 233 amino acids. Gene Ontology annotation, cellular component: plasma membrane. The record is from RefSeq and is a predicted model, not a curated record.
UUAUAUAAAAAUACUAUAUUGGUUAGCGGUAGUUAUCACUGAGUGUCAAUAGUUAUUACAUAACCCCUGGUUAGUAAUUUUAUCAGUUAAUUAAAAUGGCCUGCUACAAAUUCUGCCGAAAGUGGACAGUUGUCAUCUUCAACUUAAUAUUUUUGAUCGUCGGUUUCGUUUUAGUAGCCUUAGGAACAUAUUGGAAAAUUAAAUACAGCCAUUUACAUGCAGUCAUUCCUUCCACCUACUCGUAUUAUGCGAGCGCACCUCUUUUACUAAUAAUUUUAGGAAGCGUAAUCGUCGUCAUUUCACUCUUUGGAAGCAUUGGAGUUUGCCGAAAAAACCCUCCUAUCCUAACCACUCACACUAUAAUUCUUCUCGUUUUCUUCAUCCUUCAAAUAAUUCUAAGUGGCGUGAGCUUCUGGGUCCUGAGCCAGGACAAUUUGCGAGAAAACGUUUACAACAACGUGGGAAAUCUCUACAAAAGUGACAAUAACACAGAACUGAUUAACUUUAUUCAAGACGAAUUAAACUGCUGCGGACCAGACGGCAUCACAUCCAUUAAAAACAUGACAAUUAGCGCAUAUAUUCUAAAAAGUUGCCACAAAAAUCAUGACCCCACCACACUCGCUUUUAAAGACGGGUGCAAGAGAGCCGUUUACAAUUUCAUUAUCUUAACUAUUAGGGGGAUUGGGACCACGAUACUGGCCCUAGCACCGAUUGAAGUUGUUGGGGCUACACUCUCGCUAAGUCUCGCCAACGCAAUCAGGAACCAAAGACGGAGGUACGGACAAUACCUGGACUGACGUUCUCUAAUUUACACUUUCUGUAUCUUCCUUGAUUAAAGUUUGCGAAUCGGUGCUUGAUUCCAAAAACUCGAUUUUACUCGUUGCGUAAAACCUCCGAAAGUGGUGGAAAAAAAUCGCCGCUAUUCCCUGAAAUUAAAUUACAGUCCCAACAUUUCCAAACUUGUGACCGACCCACUUUAAGCACGGACACAACGACCAUAAAAAGCCCAAUAUUUGUAGCGCCACCGAUUAAAAUGUUCCUAACGGGCGAUUCAAACUUAUAAGACAGGAGAAAUAUCCCGAAUAUUGAUUCGACAAGUGAGACCGCUGAAACUAUGAAAACAUACUGGGAAAAAUGUUAGUGGCCACGAAUGUAAAAAACCACUAACUGCUCUUAGGAGGUUCAAGCGCUUCUCCAUGGCGCCAAAAAAUCCCAAAAAAUAGUUCGCCAAGAGGAUUAUUCCCAAAAUAUUUGUCAAAAUCGGGACCCAAAGCGGGGAGGUUUGGCCCAUGAGGUCAAUCGUCGCAGUUGCGAUAAAUAUCCCAGCCACGCCCUGGAAAAAUAAUAAAGAGAGGGAAAAAUCGGAAAAAAUUACCAAAAACAGAAAAUUCAAAACCAUGCAAGUCCACAGAAUAAAUCGUUUAUUGAAAAUCAUUUCACACAAGUUUUUGCUCCGUGCAAAGGUUCAUGUAAAGUACUCGUAUAUUCUUAUUAUAUAAUAUAAGUUGUAAACAGUCUAGUUUAGGCAGACAGGAAUACACACAAGAAUAAUUUUGGAAAAAUACUUCUAUGUCUAAUAGUAAUCAUUCCUUCGGAGGGCGUUUCGCGCUGAGUUCGCCAAACACAAGGCAAACGUGGCCCCCACAACCUAGAACCAUUUUUAUUGGAGCUCUUACCAAAAACCACUUACUUCAGUGACCGCCAAGACCAAAACAACAAUCCCGAUAAUCCUGGCAGCAUCCAUCAGGAAAUUAUAGAACGCUCCUUGGCACCCUUCCUGGAACAAACCCUUUAGGUUUUUUUGGUCCUCGUAACAGGAAGACGGGAUGGUUUUAUUUGGCGUAGUGGCCCAAAAACUUGGCCCAUCGGUCCCACAACACUUUAUAUCUUGCUGGAUCAAGUUGAUAAGUUCAACAUCGGCUUUGGACGUCUUGUGGAACACUUCAUCUAUAGUCUUAUUAACUUCUUUCCCCAAGUCGUCUGUGUUUUUAAUUUCCAAAAACGCGAACACUCCGAUCGCUAUCUGGGCUAUGAAGAUGAUGAGGAGGAUCACAGCGUACUGAAAGCAAGAUUGUAGUGACUUUCACGCUUGGGGGUUCCCACCGUGGAGAGGAGACACGGGCUGUUCCUGCAGGCGCCGCAGCAGCCGAAGAACGAGAUCAGGAAAAUGAUAGAGCCGAUGACGAUUGUCAGGAUGGGGAUGAGAUUGAAGUGGUCGUAGGGGUCCGGGAUGGCCUUAGUGAUGUCGUUUAAGUUGGCCAAGUAGAGGCUGCCUAGGGUGAUAAGAGCGGCCCCCACGAGC